Mesitornis unicolor (brown roatelo) is the source of this 939-nucleotide messenger RNA. RefSeq names its product leucine rich repeat containing 2 (gene LRRC2). The annotation marks the transcript as partial. The transcript has 7 exons. The record is from RefSeq and is a predicted model, not a curated record. Gene Ontology annotation, molecular function: protein binding. Lineage: Eukaryota; Metazoa; Chordata; Aves; Mesitornithiformes; Mesitornithidae.
UCAAAGUAUCUCAAGAAUGGCUUUGUAAACACUGAUAAGAAGAUCUUGGACACUUAUGGAAAGACUCCUCAGCUCCAGAAGAGGCGUAUUUUGUCAGAUGAAGUAAAUAAGGAAAUAAACAAAUUUAUUUUUCAGCUUUCUGGAGAGCAGUGGACGGUAUUUCCAGAUUCUCUGAAAGAACAGAUCUAUCUGAAAGAAUGGCAUGUGUACAAUACAUUGAUACAAACCAUUCCAACCUACAUUGCAUUAUUUCAAGAACUGAGAGUACUGGAGUUGUCAAAAAAUCAAAUCAGCCAUCUCCCAGUGGAAAUUGGCUGCUUAAAAAACCUCAGAGUACUCAAUGUGAGUUUCAAUAAUUUGAAGUCAGUCCCUCCAGAACUGGGUGACUGUGAGAAUCUAGAAAAACUGGAUUUGUCUGGAAAUAUGGAAAUAACAGAGCUUCCAUUUGAACUAAGUAACCUGAAACAAGUCACAGUUGUGGACGUGUCAGCAAACAAGUUCCAUUCUAUUCCAAUUUGUGUACUUCGGAUGUCUAACUUGCAGUGGUUGGAUAUUAGCAGCAACAACCUGAAAGAUCUGCCAGAAGACAUAGACAGGUUAGAUCAACUGCAGACGCUUCUCCUACAGAAAAACAAGUUGACCUAUCUUCCACGAGCUCUGGUCAAUAUGACAAAGCUCAGUUUGCUAGUUGUCAGUGGUGAUGAUCUGGUUGAGAUACCCACAGCCAUCUGUGAGUCAACCACAGGUUUAAAAUUCGUAAGUCUCAAGGACAGUCCAGUUGAAACUAUUGUAUGUGAGGACACUGCAGAAGUUAUAGAAAGUGAACGUGAACGGGAGCAAUUUGAGAAAGAGUUUAUGAAAGCAUACAUUGAAGACCUAAAGGAAAGGGAUUCUACUCCUUCCUACACUACAAAAGUGUUACUCAGUCUUCAGCUUUGA